CUCCUCACGAGCUGUCACGCUGACAGCUUGUGUGGAGAGGAGAGCGGUAAUCGGUGUUCCUCGGAGGGAACAUGUACACUGAUCAUCAGGGCACUGAUCACAUGGGGCAUGUACACUGAUCAUCAGGGCACUAAUGAUCAGUGUAGCCCCAGCAGUGCCACCUGUCAGUGCCCAUCAAUGCCAACUGUCAGUGCUCAUCAAUGCCACCUGCCAGUGCCCAUCAGUGCCUCAUCAAUGCCACAUAUCAGUGCCUACCAGUGCACAUCAAUGCCACAUAGCAGUGCUCAUCUGAGCUGCCUUUCACUGUCACCUAUCAGU
Molecule: messenger RNA, 318 nt
Organism: Staurois parvus
Lineage: Eukaryota; Metazoa; Chordata; Amphibia; Anura; Ranidae
Source: the annotation of a GenBank genome assembly